This is a messenger RNA of Puccinia triticina, 3276 nucleotides long. RefSeq lists its product as uncharacterized. Gene Ontology annotation, molecular function: protein binding; structural molecule activity. Lineage: Eukaryota; Fungi; Basidiomycota; Pucciniomycetes; Pucciniales; Pucciniaceae. The transcript has 12 exons. Bases 1 to 3276 code for a protein of 1091 amino acids. Gene Ontology annotation, cellular component: membrane coat. Gene Ontology annotation, biological process: intracellular protein transport; vesicle-mediated transport. The record is from RefSeq and is a predicted model, not a curated record.
AUGGUUGAGCUCCAAGCUGUGUUUGUCGCCAGACCCACAUUCUGUAGUAUUGACUUCUCCCGCCGGGCUGCCAUUACCCCGCACAUCCCACCCGACCCGCCCGGACUGUCCAGCGGAUGCUUCUCUGGCCAGUUCCUUGCCAAGGCCUUCGAGAUCCAGUCCAGUUUGCUCCCCUCAUCGGCCACCUACAAUCUUUCGCUCGGAACCCUUGGUCUCCAGCCCAAGCCGUUGGUAUUGACUGGAAGUGAUGACAUGUCAAUCCAGCUGUGGGAUUGGGACAAGUCAUGGAAAUUCCUUCAGGUUUUCAAAGGACAAACGCAUUACAUCAUGAACUUGGUGUUUAACCCGAAGGAUUCCAACACCUUCACAUCAUCUUGUUUAGAAUACACCGUGAAGAAAGGUGACAAUUAUGUUGAAUACCACCAUGGUGGAGACAAGCCUUAUCUGGUCACCACUGGUGAUGAUCGACUCAUCAAGAUUUGGGACUGCCUCUCUAAAUCAUGUAUACAAACGCUCGAAGGUCAUCAAUCAAAUGUUUCCUACGCUAUUUUCCACCCCACACUGCCUAUCAUCAUCUCGGACUCAGAGAAUGGCACCGUCAAAACUUGGCAUUCCUCGACUUAUCAACUGGAAAAUACGCUGAAUUACGGACUGGAACGGGCCUGGUGUGUCACUUACAGCAAAAACAGGACUGACAUUGGCUUGGGAUUUGACGAAGGCUCAGUGGUAGUCAAGCUCGGAAGAGAGGAACCGAGUAUUAGCAUGGAGGUCGGAGGCAAAAUAGUCUUUACUAGGAACGCUGAAGUAGUGACUUGCAAUGUUGCGGCUGCACAAGUAUUUGCCCAAACUCUCAAGCAGUCGCCGAAUGGCCGAUCCAUGACGGUAUGUGGAGAUGGCGAGUAUGUCAUCUAUACAGCUCUAGCGUGGCGAAACAAGUCAUUUGACACCGUUAUCAGCUUUGCUUGGGCAGCAGAUUCCAAUACGUAUGACGUCAGAGAAACUGCCCUGAAGUUGAAGCACGAGACCGCACUCCUUCCUGAUGAAUUCAUUACCCAGUAUGCCAUGAGAAGAGAUCGUCUUAAGUCGGCUUGGAAAUCAAUCGAAAAAUCAAUGUGCGCCGCCUUCUUCGUAUGCCAGUAUCAUACAAAAAACUGGACAACCUCAACCAGCUACCUGGAACCACUCGAAGAAUGUGACUGUGGCAAUAAUCGUAAACGAUCGGUUGAUUUGAUACAUACACACGACCGCUUUCAUCGCCAAGAAGUAGAGUUCUGUUCUUGCAUUCCUGACGCUAUUCGCUUGAUUCACCUUGGAUAUAUCCCUGCAUCCCCCUCAGCACCCCGGACAGCGUUCUCUAUCCCCCUUGUUCAGCUGUACCAGCAUUUAUGGCAUGAGUCAGCAAUUCCUUACACCUCAUUCAUUGCCGGCAUCAUGUACCAUCAAGAUACCAGAUCAAGGGACAAGUUGUAUGCCCGCGGCCCAAGUGGCAACCCACGUGACUUGCGAAUUCCUUUCUCACAAGCAAUUGAUAUCUACAGCCAGAUCCAAACACUCCAAAAAGAUUUGAUUACAAUUUCUCUGGGCCUAAAAAACCAGGAUCAUUGGGCAGCAAAAUGCCCUGCAUGUUUUGGGCCUGAAAAGCCCGAUGAACAGAGUCAGCCUAGGACCGGCGAAGCCUAUGCCAUAAUUGCAAUGGAUGGCAACUUUCAACAUCGGCACCACAAGUUUGCAAGCACCAAUGUCCCCACCGAAGCUGAUUACCCGUCAAACUUUAUCCCUACUUCCCAAAUUGUCACUCAUGAGGUUCGAUGCCAAUCGACUGACGAAGAUGUCGCUGGGCUUAGGGCAAGUGUCAUUCCUUGCGAGUGGAUGAAUCGACACCUUGACCAAGCGCAUGCAUACUUGAGUGAAUGUCAAGUUAAACUCAAUGAAAUUUACAAUCAAACCAAUCCAUUUGCCGAAGAGGGCGAGUGUUACUCGCAGGCAUUUUUUGAGCAGCAGUGGGUUCUUGAGCGCACCUACUAUCGUGAUCGAAACAAUGAAAAAGUUGAGCAGAAAUUAGAACUAGGCCGUUUGCUUACAUUAGAAGAAGACCUAAAUGCAGCUUGGGAAACUAUUCCCAAUACACCCGAGGAUACACUGGCACGAGUGAAUAGAAUCAGUGAAACUCGGGCAAAAGUAGAGCAACAGCGUCAACGCAUUGGAGCCGAUCAAAUUCUUGAAGGGGUCACCCGCGCCCAUGAGGGUUUAUUCUUGAAAGUCUGGUGGGCCAAAACAGAUUUGAGGCGCAAAUACCUGGCCCUGCUUGAGGAGAAGCGACCACUGGAUGCAGUGCGGAUGGGUACAGCUUCAAAGCUAGGCACCGAUGGGAAAGAGCGCCUGAUAGCUUCGAUUCGCAAAAAAACACAUGCACUACAAGCUGUGGUCAACACUUACAACCGUCAUCUUGACGCUUUCCAUGUCGCUUUCCCCGAUCGACCUAUCCUGGAGAGAGCAGUUUACGACUCAAUACUGCGCAUGGAACCUGAUGAUAUAUUCUGGAAGGAUGGCGUUUUCACGAACCACGAAGAACCGUGGGCCAUUGAUCCUGACACUCAAGAUGGUAUGAGACUUGUUGCCCGCCAGCAGCGAGCACGUGAGGAGGCUCGUCGAAUAGGUCGGGAGAUGCGUAGGGCAAUCCGCUGGGCUGUCACAGAGCACCAACGGAUUAUCCCUUUGAUGUUCGGACUAGCGACAGAAUCGGAAUGGGUCAAGACUCGACUUCAGCCUGUGUUGAAUCAUCCAAUGCUGCAAACGCUAUCGCUCGAGGAUCAAUUGGAUUGCAUGAAAGCCAUUCUACACAACCACUUCAUCCUCUUAUCCAGACUGCAACUUGAAUGGAACAAAAAUGUCGAGCAUAUAAUUUCCAACACAGGUCCUUACGAGAACGAUGCUGAUCUCUUGAGAGAUUGGAACGAACAGGUGCUCCGGUUGUCCUUUCUAAAACAAACCGGUAACUUAUCCAUGGUCUCCGGGGACUUUGAAAAUGCCAUCGGUAACAGCUUGGACAACAUUGAUGAAUCAGUGAUGCGUGAUUUUCUGGCUCAAGAGUUUGAUGCAACCGCCGGUCCGACAAAUACGCACAAUGAGAACGACCCCAAUGAUGAUGCUUUCAACCUUCCUGCAAACAUACCCGGCCAACCCAACACGGGUCUGAUCGGGCCAGAUGAUUUUGAGAGGGCCCUAGAGGCAGAUGAACUGGAUCAUAUUUUUGUAGCAAACCUUCAAAUCAACUAA